AUGGCUGAACUACGCAAGCUAUCGAAGCACUGCGAUUUCGGAGACUACCUGGAUACAGCGUUUAGGGAUCAGCUGGUGUGUAGAUUAUAUCACGACGCUGUGCAGAGAAAGAUCCUUGCCGAAUCAGAGCUGAACUUGACGAAGGCAGUCCACAUUGCGCAAGCCGCGGAAACUGCAAGAGACGAAAUGCAUGCUUUACGUGGGAAUAUCACAAGACAACCAUCUGCAAAGCAAGUCGAGAUGGCGUUUAGCGUACAACGUGACACAGCAGAUGUGGUAAGCGUGGACAUCACCCCUUGCAAAUUCAACUCUCAGAAGUGUCACUUCUGCAAGAGACAAAGGCAUAUCAGUAGAGUAUGCCGCAAACGAUCUCAACAAGAUGAGUUCAAGAAGGGCACCGCAGCCGUACGUACCACAGCAAAAGGCAAGCCACAACCCACUCAUCAAAUUGAUGAGGAUACUGUCAGCGUAGUGUUUGCUCAAUCUGGAAAGGGUGGAUUCAAGAUCACACUGGAAGUAGCUGGCAGCCAGAUACCAAUGGAUGUGGACACAGCAGCCACGGUGACGGUAAUACCCAUCAGUGUAUAUGAGCAGUAUCUGUUCCAUGUCCAGCUACAUGCAAGUGCGGUGUCAUUGAAGACGUACAGCAGUGGAAGCCUCAAGGUGAAAAGAGAGGCAACAGUACCAGUGAGAUACAGUGAGCAGCAUGCUACUUCUAAAAUUAUAGUAGUAGAUGUACGGGGUAAAGCAUUCAUUCUGGGGAGAAAACUGGUUAAGCAAGAUCCGGCUCGACUGGGGAUCUCUGUUUAG
Molecule: messenger RNA, 810 nt
Organism: Corticium candelabrum
Lineage: Eukaryota; Metazoa; Porifera; Homoscleromorpha; Homosclerophorida; Plakinidae
Exons: 2
Coding region: 1-810 (269 amino acids)
Source: RefSeq, a predicted model, not a curated record